AUGGAAACAGUUUCUUAACAAAUCAAACAACUCAACCAAAAAAAUUAAGAACUCUCCAUCCUUGAAAACAGAAUUGUUUAAUUGAAAUAACAAUUGAAUUUACAACAAGCAAACAAUAAUAUCUUAAAAACAAAAGUUGAUAAGAUAGUUCAUUCCAAAAAACAAAAAUUUUAUGACUAAAUGAAGGUAAUCUCAUUACAAACAGGAUUUAGCUAAAAUAGAUACUUUAAGAUAGUGCUGUAAAUAAUGACGGUGUUCAAUAUGUAGCGUAGAGAAAUAGAGUUCUAUUGAAUGAAGAACUUAGAUAAACUAAAUAAGACAUGUUAGAAGAAAAGUAUCUUCAAACUUAAUAGAUGAAAUAAUAAUUAGAUUUUUAGAUGCUUAUAAAUUAAAAGAAGAGAGAUCAAUAACUAUAAGAAAAAUAGAAAUAAUAUGCUAAAGUAACUCAAAUGAUAUUAUUUAAUAGAUUUCUGAAUGGGAAUUCAACUUAAAAUUAGAUCUUAAAUAAAGACAAAUUGAUAAAAUUGAUAAAAUUAGAUCAGAAGAAAAAGAAUUCAAAGAUCAUUUAGCUAAAAGAAUGUAAGAAUAAUAGUAGUUAUGCGAUUAAAUGUCUAAUGAAGAAUAAAUAUUAUUAAGGUAUAUUAAUAUUUAAUCUUUUUAAAGUAAAUUAAGGAAUUCCUAAUAAUUUGGAAGUUCACUUAAGAAUGAUUUAACAACUGCCUUGAAUUUAAGUAUUAAGGAAUAUAACAAUAAUCUUAACACUUCCAUGCCUGCUCAUAUAAAAUCAUAUAGUUCUUCAAAACUCCCAAAAGAACAAUAAAAUAGUCCUUAUGCUUAGUUACCUACUAUGCUUAAAAUGAAGAUGAAUACAUAAAUAAAUAAGAGUAAGAAUAAUAAUGCUUCAUUUCGAGAAUCUCUAAUGAAAGAAUAUCAAUUCUCUCUCCCUUCUCUUUGUAAACCUUCCUUUAUAGAAUAAUAAUAGUAAGUUGAUCGAUUGUAUUAAUCAAAAACAGUAAAGAAUAGUAAAGCAGAUUUGUAAUAGAUUCUUAAUUAUUGUGAUUCUAAAGGAAAAUUAGAUUAGAAAUCAAAAUUAAGAAUAAAUUCAAGUGAAGUAAUAUAACAUUAAGGGAGUACUUCAACAAUGAAGGAUAAUAAAUAAAAUUCAUAAGACUAACAAUAAAGUAAAUAAUAAUCAUCAUAAGAAAUCAAAAAUAAUAGUGAAGAGGAAGCAGACAAUCAGUAUUAAUAAGAAGAAUAAUAAUGA
Paramecium sonneborni is the source of this 1264-nucleotide messenger RNA. Lineage: Eukaryota; Ciliophora; Oligohymenophorea; Peniculida; Parameciidae. The record is from the annotation of a GenBank genome assembly.